AUGGGAGGGAAGUUGAACAAUCUAAUUCUUACUCUCUGGUUUCUUUUUCAAAUUCAAGCCCCAGCCGCUGAAAGUUGUAAGGAGCUGUACAACACAAAUGGGUAAGUUCUUUCCAUCCAGCAGAACGCAUUUUACAAUAAAUUAAAAUUAGAGAAUUUGUUUUGAUAGUAUCCCAAGCUGCCUUGGGUUCGACUAUCGCUGCAGGUUAUAGAGACUCUUAAUCGAUACUUUACAUAUACCUCUUCUUUCAAGAAUUGAUUAUAUUCGUUGUUUGUUAUUUUCCUCACUUUUCAGAUCUGAUGUCAACAAGGCUUACCCUCUGAAGCUGGGCAAAAAGAUCCUUCCAGUUUACUGUCACAUGACAGCACUUGAUGGAUGUGGGGGUGGUGGUUGGACUCUGGUGAUGAAAAUGGAUGGUUCAAAGGUAAACAUGAAACGAUUCUAAUAAAAAUUCACAAAAAGAUAGUUUCCUCUCUUCUUUAAAUUAUUAAAAUGGUUCAUAAAAAUUCUUGUUCAAAAGUGUUCAUUUGAAUUUUGCAAAUCUAAAUCUAUCAUUUUUGUAAAAAAAAAAAGAAAAGUGAAAAGAUUUUUAAAUCAAUUGAGUUCGCGUGUUCUAUUCCUGUUCAAUAUAGACGAAAUUUGGAGUAAUUGUACUUUAAAAGGCAUAAAUCACAUGCUUCAAUUAAACAAAAUCUUGUCCAGCAGACUCCAUAUAACUACAACCUCCAAGGGGAAUUAGAGAGGCUCGGGUUGAGGGCCGAGAUUUUGGAGGUAGUAACCGGGAUCGAAAUGGGAAAGGCCCGGUGUUUACUGUGUUUCUAUUCAUGCAUUCGAAUUUCAUUGUGGUACAAAGAUGUUGAGCGAAAAUGAAACGUUUUGAUUUGUUUCAUUAACUAGGACACUUUUCAUUACAAUAAAUUGAUUUGGACCAACAAGCUAGGAUACAACCCUUCUGCUGGCUCGACUGGGUUUGACGGGAAUGAGACAAUGCUACCAACAUACUGGGAAAUGAAAUUCAACAGGAUCUGUCUCGGUAUGAAAAUCGGCAAAAAAGUCAACUUCAUCGCCAUCAACAAGCCAGCUUCCUCCCUUUUCUCUCUGAUCGCUGAUGGGAAAUACCGCACAACCUCACUGGGCAGAGAAAAAUGGAAGCUGCUGCUUCCUUCAAUUGCCUCACUACAAUCAAAUUGUAACCGGGAAGGAUUUAACACAUUUUGUAGAGGCUCUGGCCCCCUUCAACCCAGGGCUCGAAUCGGUAUCCUUGGUAACCAAGAGUAUAACUGCAACGGCUGUGAUUCCAGGAUCGGUUUUGGUACUGGAGGACAUCCUGAUCACUGGAGCUCGUGUGGAAAUGUGGCAAUGCACGGAUGGGGAGCAGAUAAUGGUGGUAAAAACAUCAAAACUAUGGGCUACAUUUUUGUUCAAUAA
Pocillopora meandrina is the source of this 1428-nucleotide messenger RNA. The record is from the annotation of a GenBank genome assembly. NCBI's taxonomy places the organism in Eukaryota, Metazoa, Cnidaria, Anthozoa, Scleractinia, Pocilloporidae.